Messenger RNA from Fukomys damarensis (Damara mole-rat), 2229 nucleotides. RefSeq names its product EF-hand calcium binding domain 2 (gene Efcab2). The record is from RefSeq and is a predicted model, not a curated record. The transcript has 7 exons. Lineage: Eukaryota; Metazoa; Chordata; Mammalia; Rodentia; Bathyergidae. The coding region runs from base 269 to 751 and encodes 160 amino acids. Gene Ontology annotation, molecular function: calcium ion binding.
AAGGAUUUUUGUAACCUUGGGUCGGAUGAUGGAAUUUGCAUUUUACGAAGAUUUCCCAGGGGCACAGUCAGAGAGCACUCGUGUAGUGUGCAUGAGGCUGUUGAUCCCCAGCCCUGAAAAGAUAAAGGGAGGAAAGGGAUCGUCCUGCUCAGUGUGGACUGCUGCUGAGCAGUGGCUUGGAAAAGCAAGGAAAGGGGAACGGCAGGAAAUGACUGCCUAGAUCCCUCUGGAAGUGAUAAGGUGCUGACUCCAAGCAGUGGCAGGGGAAAUGGAAAGGCAAAGACAGACUGCAGAAGUGUUUGGUAAUGAGAAUAACAAGAUGGGGAUCCCACGGAAUUGUGAGGAUGGAUGCCUUGUUGGAACUGAGUUAGUUGAGGUAAAAGUAGCAGAAUUUCACAAAAGAAUCAAAGAGGCAUUUGAAGUAUUUGACCAUGAGUCGAAUAAUACAGUGGAUGUGAGAGAGAUUGGGACAAUUGUCAGGUCAUUAGGAUGCUGCCCCAGCGAAGGCGAGCUACACAAUCUGCUUGCAGAGGUAGAGGAAGAAGAACCCACUGGAUACAUCAGAUACGAAAAAUUUCUUCCAGUGAUGACCAAAGUACUUCUGGAAGGAAGGUACAGACCAGUUCCAGAUGAUGUCCUUCUUCAGGCUUUUGAGACUUUAGAUUCAGCUAAACGUGGAUUUCUUACAAAGGAAGAAUUGAUCAAAUAUAUGACCGAAGAAGGGAUUGAACUCGGGUCCUCAUGCUUGUGAGGCAGGCGGCGGCACCACUGAGCUAAGUCCCCAGCCCACAGGGUUCGGUCUCCUUGGGUUCAGAAGUUCACUGCUACAGAGACUGAGUCACUAAUCGUUUGAGGCAGGAUCAGAAGUACGAGUAAUUCUGAGGGGGAAGACCAAGACGUCCACAGGCACAACUGGUUUGACCGUUUUCACUUGAUCCACCAUUAGGUAAGAGAACAGGAAACAGGGCUGAGAAUGACAUGGGAGUCGUGGCAGCCACCCAGGAACCCUAGGACAUUGUUAAAAUCAUCUCAGGGAUUAACUGUGGUGGGAAUGUUAUGCCUUUCAAAGCGUUCACCUUUUAAUCAUAAAGACUAAAGAAAGUAAUUAUAUCAGGCAACAUAAAUUUAGUCAAAAUGGCCCAAACAGUUCAAGUUAAUGAAUAUCACAUGCUUACUGUAUGUAGCUCUUAGUGAGCACAGCGGAGGGGCAGUGAUACUGAAAUCUCCUCUCCCAAGGGUGUUACAAUCUUACUGAGAAAACAAAGCUAAUUUAUUCAAUAAAUCACAGUAUAGGAGAGUAGAAAAGUAAAUAUGAGAAGAUCAUUGCAGGGCGGAGCAGCUUGGAAAUCUUAGUUUUGGAAGACCAACAAGAAAUAGGUUGUGGAGAAACUCAACAAGGUAGAAUUUACUUGAGUGAAUCGUCGAGGGCAGGGUAACAUCUUAGGCAUUCCAGUUCCCUCACACAUAGUAGGUCUCACAAAUGAUUGCAGCACAUUAGCUAUGCAUGAAGAAUGAAGGAAUGAAUGAAUGAAGAACGUAUGAGUAGUGGAAGGAAGUGUGGGUAACGUGGGCUGGGAGAGGGAAACACAGAUGGGUAAAACAGCGAGGACAAAGUGGGAGGUGGGGAUGCACAUGGCCCUGCGGGUGUGGUCGGCCAGAGUAGGAAAUUAACUGAGAUAGACUUCCUGGGACUAAGGUGUGGGGGCCUGGCUCAUCCUGUGGGCAGUGGAGUAUUACAGGGCUUUAGGAGGUGAGUCACGCGGUGAGGGUGAUCGAGGGAAAGUUAGUCUGGUGCCUGUAGCUUUGUUAGGUGGAAAGAGGUUGGGCCAGGGAGACCAGUUGGAAGGCUGGCUCAGCAUUCUGAAGGUUGCCCUAACGAGGGCCUGGCCUGGCAGUGGGAACGGAUUCUCUGCAGCAGGAUCCCUGGGUCAUGAUGAACUACAGAGGGCAGGGGACAAUGCAGGGAGCAGAGUGAAAAAUAACAGCAAGGCUUUGACCUGGAUGGGGGUGUCACGGUAAUGCCAGUGGCUGAAACAGGGAACCGAGAGGAGACAGUGCUGCUUACAGAGACAAAGCACAGUGUCACGGUGUGGUGUACUUGGAGGUGCCAUGUGAUUCAGAAAGUUCCAAAAGGUAAAUUUGCAGAAUCAGUUGUACUUAAGGGUCAACUAUUGGUUGUUUCAGCAGACUGAGCAUAGAAAAAUUGAUUUCAAAUACGUGACUUUGGUU